AUGCAAGUUGAGUCGGUUGUCGUCCACGCGCAGUCCUUCGUCCUUGCAAGACUCUUGACUCAGCGUUCGGCAUAUUGGACGUCGUGGCACGGAUACCACAGGGCAGCCCUUCUAUCGGCCCAGCCAUUUGUGGCGUUGCGCGUCCGCUUCACAGAAUUCGGAUGCGACAAUGUGCAUCUGUUCAUAGUAUCGCCCAAAAAGCGCACUAGCGGCCUAUAUGCUGAUUGCGACCUACCUCUAGCUCCGCAACCAGGCAACGCUCGACUUAAUGAUGCACUGCGUGCAUCGCCCCCUCUACCAACCUCGACACGACAGUUGUACCUCCAUACAUUUCCGGCCUUGAAGACUCAGAGGGGCAUCGGAGGCAUGCUGCAAGACGAGGAAGGCGACAAAUUCAAGCUUGAGGAACCGAGUUUCCAGAGGUUCUGGUCAAAGGCGUGGAGCGAAGCAAUGAGGUUUAGAAAGAAGGAGUGGGGAUAUGAGACGAUGAAGCCACGAAGCUCUGGUGGAGACGAAGUUGUUCAAGACAACUGGUUUACAUUCAGUAAGGAUAGGAAUGACGUAGAGCACCUGCGUGACCCCUUUGGCCGAUGUGUUUUUGAGCGUAUGGAGUUCAAAGAUCUCCCGCUUACAGAGGAGCCAUCGAUCUACCGAGAGCUAGCGAUAUAUGAUCAGCUCGCGGCUGACUACUCGUGGAGGGGCGUCAAACGAUCAAUUUACUGGGUCGAGGCUAUGCGAAAUUUUGCCAAUGAAAGGUCGUUUGUCGAGCAGCCGGUGCACCCGGUAGACCAUGCGGAACUGUGCUCAGGGGAGCUCCCGUCGUUCUCUGGUGACUUGAAGGAGGAUGCAGUAGCAUUGCGUGCAAUGCAAAUCCCCGUUGAUGGGGAGCCUCCUCCUGCAUCUGCAGCGGAAGAGGUCGUGGAAGUCAGCUGGGGAGACGAACCCGGGCCGGAUUUCUCAUCGGCACCUGAGGCUCUCCCGCCUGUAGUCGCAAGCGAUAUUAAGGUUGUUGUUUUCGAUAUGUACGGAGCGAUAAUGGACCGUCAAGAGGCUCUGCGCCGUGCUCUGAGCACAUUUAUCUCUUUGAACCCCCAUCAGCAUACUAUAGACGACCUAUCGAGACUAUACCUCGAUGUUGAAGCCCAUCGCAUACGCGAAAUGCCUGGUACCUCUGACGAUGAUUUGGUGCGUGGGACCCUUAGCGAUAUUCUGCACGUCAUCGGCCUGCAUCCUGCAGGAGACAUGGUGCAGCGUGCCCUCGAUGCCAUACGCCCAGCUCCCUACGCCGAUGUCCCCGACGCCUUGAGGACACUGCAGCAGCGUGGCUAUAAGCUGCUGUGUCUUGUUUCUCGCGAUGCGUCUUACGUCUCGGACACUAGGUCCUUUCUUCCUCCUGAAGUCCGCACACUCUGUGUCUCAGCAGCUCACCUACAUACUCAAACGGAAGAUAUAUGCUCUCAAGUGGUCGAAGAAUGCCAGUCAAUUCUCCCGGAGAUCAAGAACGCUGAGAUUCUCCUUGUCACAACCGGGCUAUACAGGAUCGUUGAGCUUGCGAGUGCAGCUGGAAUACCGACCGCACUGGUCCAGCGGCCGAGUGUAGACGAAGCUCGGCUCGAGUAUGCGACGGGGCAAGACGAACUAUCGUCGCCUACGAUGACCAUUGGAGGACUGGGAGAGCUGUGCGAUAAGCUGGAGCUGAUGCGCUCAAGGAGUCUUGGUCACGGUGAGGCUUGA
Molecule: messenger RNA, 1734 nt
Organism: Postia placenta MAD-698-R-SB12
Lineage: Eukaryota; Fungi; Basidiomycota; Agaricomycetes; Polyporales; Adustoporiaceae
Exons: 4
Coding region: 1-1734 (577 amino acids)
Source: RefSeq, a predicted model, not a curated record